Molecule: messenger RNA, 234 nt
Organism: Aspergillus nidulans FGSC A4
Lineage: Eukaryota; Fungi; Ascomycota; Eurotiomycetes; Eurotiales; Aspergillaceae
Exons: 4
Coding region: 1-234 (77 amino acids)
Source: RefSeq, a predicted model, not a curated record
AUGUGGGAUGAAUGCACGUACUUGGUUGAUUGGUUGCUGAAAACGAGAGUCAGGAUUGCUUCCUUCUCCCUUCCCGAGGGACGAAAUCAUGCCAGUCUUCGUGACCCUUUUGCACCUGAGCUUAUUCAGCCAUAUGCCUUAAACUCUGGCGCCACGACAUUUUGCUCCUCUAUCAGAUUAUACGAGGGGGUCUCAUGGCCUGAAUACGAAGAGGCGGAAGAUCUAUACGCGUAA